AUGAGUCUGCAGAUCUUAAAUGACGAAAAUGUUAGUGGUGAUAUAUCUGCAGAAACUUGUGACUUCCUGUUUUCACUACCCGAGCUAACAGGAAGAUCAUCAGUUUUUUGUACAUCCCAGAAAGAAAAUGUACCACCCAAAAAUACAGCAAAAACGAUGAAAGUAACUUUUCAAACUCCUUUGCGAGAUCCACAGACAAAAAGAAUUUUAAGCCCAAACAUGACAAACCAACUUGAGAACUGUUUUACUCUGGAUGAUGGUACAAAUGAUUUAAAGAAUUCUCAGCUGCCUGCAUCAAGAUGUGAAAAAAAUCAGCAGGUAACCAAUGAAAUUGACAGUAAAACUAUGAGUGAAGAACUUCAAAGACAAGAAACAAAUCCUGCACCUUAUCCAGAUGAUCUGCUACCAGUGAAAAGCAGUGGCUCCUACAAUAUUGACUUUGAUAUUCUGGAUGAUUUUGAUCCAUUUGUAACCUCAUCCCAAAUUCCAAGGUCUUUCGAAAGUUUAAGAUCCGAAAUUGUCUUAGAAGAAAUUAAUUGUUACUCAUUGGAUAAUACUUUGCCACUUAUUUCUGAAGGCUUUAAAGAGUCUCCAAGAAUAAAAUCUUCUGGAAGCCCUGAAAAAACCUUGGAGAAAAGCUGUGAUAGUAUACGAUCUGCUUCAUUAGUUGACAAAAGCACUAACGAAAUAAAUAGAGAUCCAGCAUUAGAAGAUGAGUCGGAUAGCAAUGUGGUUAUCCAGAAUCUUAUUGUGAAUGAAAUGGUGCCCAAUAAAGAAGAACAGAAAUUAUCUUUGGUCUCUGAACAGCCUGAAGAACCACUUUCUAAUACAGUGCAAGAUCCUCAGUCUGCCAGUGUAUCAACACAUUUGCCAGCUUCUAACUCUGAUUUUGUCAACAAUGAUGAAAAAAAGGUUAUUGAUUCUGAAUUACCAAAUCUUCCCCUAGCAGAAGAAAAGCCUGUGCAAGCUGUUGGACCUUUGAAAUGCCAGCCUAUAAAACUAGAAUUUGACUUUUCUGAUAACAUUACUGUCAAGCCACCACCAAGUAAACUAGGCAAGGGGCCUGCAGUUAAACCACUUUCCAAGAAACCACCUAUAACUCAAAGGAAUGUGACAAAAAACUUGGCAAAGGAAAACAAAUGUCAGGAUAAAGAAAAUAUUGACCCUCUUCCAAAGGGAUCUUAUACUUUAGAUUGGGACAAGCUUAAUGAUCCAAACUUUAACCCUUUUGGUGAAAAGGCUAAGCCUUCCACUUUUGAUCGCCAGAAAUCUAGUAAUGAAACCGCUCAACAUCAAGAAAAUCAUAUAGCACAGAAAGACUGUCCUUCCACUGAGGAGCAGAAUAGUGUGACUGUUAUUGAUGACAUAUCUAGAAGUCAGCAGGUUAUCCCUGUUGCUCUUACUGCUGAUAAAUCUGUGCUCCCAGUAGUAGAAACUUUGAUAGCAGUGAAUCAGGCAGAGGCAGAUGCUGUCCAACACCAGGAGAAAACAGAAAAUUCUUCAGAUACUUCCGUUGACACAAGCAGUCAAGUUAGUCCAUUGUUGACCACUGAUUCUCAACUCCACCAGAAGGAUGAAUUUGAUGCAAGUGCCAAGAUAGAAGCUGCCAUCUCUGAAGAGGACUUCAAGUCUCCUUCACAAGUUCUAGGCAUGGACAUAGCAAUUGACUAUUUGGAACAGUUUGGAACUUCUUCAUUUAAAGAAUCUGCCUUGAGAAAACAGUCCUUAUAUCUUAAAUUUGACCCACUACUAAAGGAUAGCCCUGAUAAACUGGCUCCUGUAACUACUGAAACAACUAGUAGCCUCCCUGAUGUUUUGACAAGCAAGCACUCACAGAAAAAUAAUCAAGAUAAUGCAAAACUUGAUGAAUUUGACUUCCUAGGAACACUUAAUAUUCCUGUAAUAGAACCUCCUCCCCGUGAUGGACCAGAAUGUCUGGAUAUUCUGGAUAUCCCUGUGACAGUUACAAGUUUGCCUAUUUCAGUAGAUUCGAUUAUAGAUGUGUUGAAAUAUAGCCAGAAAGACAUGGAUGUGGCUGUAGAAAAAGUCAAACAAGAAGUUAAAGAAAAAGAAAUGCAAAUUCAAGAAUUGGAAGAUAAACACAAAAAAUUCUAUGUGAAAUAUUUAGAGAUGGGGAAAAUUGUGGAAGAAUAUGAAGGGAUGAUAACUCAGAUGAUAGCGGAUUCUCAGAAGGAGAAAGAAGUUACAAAGGCGGAAAUCCAGAAGAUUUCAGAAGAAAAACAACAAAUUACAGCAGACCUGAACUCCAUGGAAAAAUCUUUCUCAGACCUCUUCAAACGACUAGAAAAACAGAGGGAGGCUUUAGAAGGAUUUCAAAAGAAUGAAGAAGCACUGAAGAAAUGUGCUCAAGAUUAUCUACUAAGAAUUGAAAAGGGAGAGCAGCGGUACCAAGCAUUAAAGGCUCAUGCGGAAGAGAAAUUAAAUGCAGCAAACGAAGAAAUUGCCCAGGUUCGGAGCAAAGCAAAAGCUGAGACUCUAGCUUUACAAGCAAAUUUACGAAAAGAACAGAUGAGAGUCCAGUCACUAGAGAAAACUUUGGAACAAAAAACUAAAGAAAAUGAUGAAUUGACCAAAAUCUGUGAUGACUUGAUUUCAAAGAUGGAAAAGAUCUGACUUGGGAAUUUUGAAUCGUUUGAUUUUUUUUUUUUUUUUUUUGUUCACCCUAACCUGGUCCUUCUUUCAGUGUUGUCAGUUAUGUAUAUGUAAUGUUUGUUAGUCACUUGCACUUUCUUAACCUCUGUUUUUCCAUGUUGCAGAUAUCUUAAUGUGUGUGUGUUUUUUUAAUUUAGUAAAUUGAACUGUUUUUAAAAAUGUGCUUGAAUAAAAAGUUAAUCCUU
Messenger RNA from Gracilinanus agilis (Agile Gracile Mouse Opossum), 2858 nucleotides. It is a transcript of the gene TACC3, whose product is annotated as transforming acidic coiled-coil containing protein 3. Gene Ontology annotation, cellular component: cytoplasm. Bases 1 to 2634 code for a protein of 877 amino acids. The record is from RefSeq and is a predicted model, not a curated record. Lineage: Eukaryota; Metazoa; Chordata; Mammalia; Didelphimorphia; Didelphidae. The transcript is spliced from 16 exons. Gene Ontology annotation, biological process: mitotic spindle organization; cerebral cortex development; cell population proliferation.